Molecule: messenger RNA, 2697 nt
Organism: Macrobrachium nipponense
Lineage: Eukaryota; Metazoa; Arthropoda; Malacostraca; Decapoda; Palaemonidae
Product: epithelial membrane protein 1-like
Exons: 5
Coding region: 35-733 (232 amino acids)
Cellular component (GO): membrane
Source: RefSeq, a predicted model, not a curated record
CGCCAGCCAGCCACUGGCCUCAGUCUGUGGAGUGAUGGCCAACCGGCAGGCGGCCCACGCGGUGUUAGUGGAGAGGAGAGUCCUCCUCGGGGUGACUGUGUUGUUAGCCUUAGGAUUGCUCUUAUGGGUGGUGGCCAUUUCUACUGAUUACUGGGGUGUGGUCGAUGCCGGAAAUGGAGUUUACAUGGAGAAAACGAAGCGCUUUUUCCUUUACUCGAAUACUGGGAUAUGGAGAAGCUGUCGAACAGUCUAUUAUAACAAUACCAAACCUCCCACUCUCAAAGAAAUCUGCACAUACAAUGAUCUCUUCCCCAAGGUUAUGCCCCUCAGGAGAACGUACCUAGAUUACCAAAGAACAGUGGCAGCUUUCUCCAUCAUCAGCCUCCUGAUCAUGCUCAUGGGAUUCCUCUUUUCCCUUUACACUUUCCCCCACACGCGGUACAUGUACAAGAGACUUGCCGCCCUUAGUCACGUCGUUUCAGCUGGGUGUGCACUGAUUGUGAUCGAGGUAGCGGUAACCCUCUUCCAAUACGAGGCCGCUAACCUGCCCAAUCGGCAUCCACCUGGCUCCACCUGGGACUAUGGAUACUCCUUCAUGCUUGCCUGGAUCACCUUCAUUGCAGAGGUGUGCGGUGCCAUCGCCUUCGCCGUGUGUUCGAGGAAGAGGAAGAAGGACAAAGCGCCAGACGAUCAGUAUGCCAUCGAAGAAGAACCCACCAUUAUUGGACGAUAAAACCGGAUUUGUGUUCGGAGACCUCUCUUGUCAGACAGAUCACUUAUCAUUUUUUUAUUUCUGACUGAUAGCAUCAUGAUCUCUUAGAUGAACUACUUUAGGCCUUUUUUUCUCCCUUAGUUGGUUCUCUUAGGAAAACUAGACUUACAUAGCAAUGAAAAGCCGUGAUCUUCAAAUUUGCUAUUGUCUGUUCUAAGACAUGAUAGCUUUAUAUGCUGCUGGGAUGAGACACAAUGGGUCUCAUAUCUUGUUGUUUUAUCUGUUCGUUGGUUUUGUAAAUGCUUUCGAUAAAGCCACUUACUAAAAGACAUUAUAUUUAGAACUGAAAUAUAUUUAUAUAUCGAAAAAGUUAUACGACACUAGGAUUGAUUCACUUAUCAGAAUCAUAAAUCAUUCUGGAAAGAAAAUUUGAUACUUUAUUAAGGAAUAAACACUUCGUGUGUCAACACUGAUUUGGUUAAAGUUCGUUUUCUGCCUCCUUCUCAAACAUUGGAAUUGAUGUUAGUGAAAUAUUUUACCUCUUGUAAUAUAAGACUUACACAAACUAACUAGGACAUAAUCUCCCUCCAAGAAGAUCUGUUCUAUUUGACAAGUUCUGUCCAUUUUGUGCCCUAAUAACAUUUAUAUCAACGCAAAUGAUAUUUACAGGACGGGUGCGUUAAGCAUCUGCACGGUUUAAUAGCACAAAUGAUGAGACUGAGAAUUUUGCACUGGUAAUGUAAAAGCAAGACGAGUCAUCUACUUUUGUCACUCACUGUCCGUCGUGAAGCAACGCAUCAGCUUCUGUGUGAUGUGACCCGGUGCUUAUUUGUGUAAUGGAAAAGUCGCUUGUAAUAGUGUUUCUCAGACAAGUACUUCAACACACGUGUUAUUUGAAGCUCUUGAGGUUGCCUGUAUAAGGAAAGUCGAGGUCGUUGAUUGAAUAUUGUGACUGAUAUGUUUCUUCAACGAUUGUUUUUAAUUGGUCUAUUUAAAAAUUGAAAUCAGACUCGAAUCCUUCUGGACGUUACUAGACUUGAAACGACAUUCAUAAUUUUUAAAUCGGUUUUUAUUGAAAGUUUUAACAAUAGACUUUUAAUAUCUUUUUCAUAACCUUCAGUCAACAUAUCAGAGCUUAUCAUUUCUCUAGAGUAUAUUGCAAACCUAACAGUUUCAGAGAGAGCAUGUCAGUUAUCAAUUCAAAUUCAUUAUUAAUAAAUUCAUUUGAGAGUGCUAUCGAUUUUUGUAACCAUGAAACUGCACGUCAUCCCAAGUUCCAGUCAAUUAGCAUAAACUAGAAAAACUGUGGUUUCAUGUGUGAAGUCUCGUAAAUCUUCGAUAAUUCACAUGCACAAUCAGUUUAGAAAAUUAAGGUAGUAAAACUAGUCAGAAAGCGUCGAGCCUUAGCAAUGACAAAGAGCAAAAGAACCGAUUUUCGAGUGAGUUGUUAAGGAAGGGUACCUACAAAGUAUUACGUCGUUGAUAUCAAUGCCUUAAAAAGUAUUCAGUAGACAUUAUAGGCUCUGACGUUAUUUUCAAUGUAUGUUUAGCAAUAAAUCAUGUUUCGUGAUUGUUUCUCUGUGUAUUGUACAACUGUUACGAUUUGCAUUUUUUGUGGAAGUCUCCGUUUUAUUUUCGGUUUACAUCAAGAUCACUGCCUCCUUUCAUACCCAUCUGAAUCAUUUAACAUUGCAAAAUACCUAAUAUUAGUUAAUGUAGCGGUGGGUAUGACCUGAAACCUUCCUUUGGCUACAAUGUGUCCGAUUUUGAUCGAGUACUCCCAAAGGUACUUCAAAAUUUAAAGAGUUAGGUCAUACCCAAGUGCCAGAAACCAUAAUUUGUUUGUUUGUUUGUUUUUAUAGUGACAUAAAGUCCAUGGUAUGUAAAGGAUGAGGAUGAUGUACAUGAUAGCUAGUGGCACUUCACUGUUAUUACUCUCCUCUAUUUUAUACGAUAAUGAAUUAAAGAAUUAAACUUGAAAUUUA